Molecule: messenger RNA, 170 nt
Organism: Amoebophrya sp. A25
Lineage: Eukaryota; Dinophyceae; Syndiniales; Amoebophryaceae
Source: the annotation of a GenBank genome assembly
AUGCACAAAAGCCCCCACGUGUGUGAAAUUUGCGGUGCGGCCGGCGAGAAAGUCUGCAGCGAAGCGUACAUUUGCAAAACCACGUCGACGCACCGCUGCGAGACUUGUGGAAAGGACGCUGAAAUCUUGUGCGGCCAGUCGCUAGCGGACUUCGUGUGCCCGACCCCAAC